AUGAACGAGGAACUUACGCUACAGUGGUACAAACAAGUUGUUGGAUCUUUCUCCUUCGGUAAAAGGCUUCUUGUGUGGGAUACAUUCGAAGUUCAUAUGACCGACGAGGUUAAAGUUUCAUUGAAAAAAAUGAAAGUCGAAAGUGCUCUAAUUCCAGGUGAGUGUAUAAAGUACAUUCAGGCCCCAGAUGUGUACUGGAAUAAACCGUUUAAAGGAUUUAUUUCUGAUAUGUACGAUGAAUGGUUGGAUAAUGGUGUCCACCAAUAUACGGUAGGAGGAAACAUGAAACAAGCCCCCCGACGCACAGUUGUAGAAUGGAUUUUACGUGCUUGGGAAAUGAUGAAAAAAGAUCUCAUCAUUGAUUCAUUUAAGGGUUGUGCCCUAAAUCUAAAAAACGACGGGAGUGAAGACAACAAUAUUCAUUGCUUCAAAAGUACCCAACCUUGUUCUGCCGGUGCAUCAGACCAAACUAAGGUGGUAAAUAAUACCGAUGCUAAUAAAGUCAACCCAUUCGAACCUACCGAUUCUGACAUCGAGAGAUUUGGUACAAUAUCGCAUGUAGUGUACAAGGCCCAUUUGUAUUUUAAUUGGAUAGAAAAGACGAAGCAAAAGACAUAA
This is a messenger RNA of Hydractinia symbiolongicarpus, 618 nucleotides long. RefSeq lists its product as uncharacterized. The coding region runs from base 1 to 618 and encodes 205 amino acids. The record is from RefSeq and is a predicted model, not a curated record. NCBI's taxonomy places the organism in Eukaryota, Metazoa, Cnidaria, Hydrozoa, Anthoathecata, Hydractiniidae. Gene Ontology annotation, molecular function: nucleic acid binding. The transcript is spliced from 2 exons.